GUUUGCACUCUGUAUGACUGCUGACCUUUUUUGCAAAGAAUAAAACUAUUCAAAGACAAGCCUUUAUUUCAGUUUCACACCAGUUAAACAAACUUGGUGUCAGUGGUGGGAUCCCUCGAGUGACUGCGUUUGGACCUGAGGAUGGGGGACAACUAAUCACCCUGGAACAGAACCAUUAUAGCCCCUACCCUAACUAAUGUUAAGGGACGAGGGGGUCGACCAUUUGAGGGUCCAGACCGUCACCACUGGGAUCCCAUGGAUGAUUGAUUCACCACAAAAACACAAACGUUAACUCACUGGCUCAGAUACCCUCUGUGACCUUCAGUUCACCAGUGUGCCGGCUUGCUUCUUGCUUCAAACAUCUCAACUGGAUUUUUUCGACACAACAUGGGAUCGAAGAACUCUAAAAGACUAAAACCUGAAGACCUACAGGCCCCAAUUUAUAAUAUUAUGAGAAAAGGGUAUGGUUCAGAAUGUGUAAAUCCGGUACCGGACUGGAUUGAAUGUUAUGGGUUUCCUUAUAGAGGAAGUCUGAGCACAAAUCUGUUAGAGACGAUUGAAGUUAAGUUGAUGGAAAGAGAAAAGGAAGUUAGGGGGAAAAAGAAAAGUAAAGGUAAAGUAAAGGAUUUAGAGCAACUUGAAAGACACAGAAAAGCAAUGUCAAUGUGGAAGGCAGAAGCAGCACGGAGGGACAGACAACAACAACGUGCCAAAGAAAUGUGCAGACCUGAAAAGGUUGAUAACGAAGGAGCAGAUAAAUCUGUUGAUGCCUGUCCUGUUUCUUUGUAUCCUGUCGCGCAGAUGCGCAAAGUUAAUCUGGACCUGGACUCCUAUCCUCCCGUCCCUCCACCACCGCCAUACUAUGUUGAAACAGUGGCAGCAACUGAACGGCGAAGCCAAUUGAGACCUUCAACACAGCAGAUGCCUUCAACUGGACCUGUCACUCCCUCAGCACCUCGACCUGCUCCUGACUUAACAUCAUGUACUCUGAGAAUGACUCAACCCAGGUUCAUGUCGGAUUCACCAGACCCAUCAUCAUCAUGGCUCGCCAUUUUAUCACCAUCACACACACAUAGUGGUGAUCCCUGUGGGGGAGGUGCAAUCCUUCCCUUUCUGUUUGAAGUUCCCAGCACAGCAGGAUCUCAGCUUGCUUUUCAACCAUGGACAUAUGCAGAUAUGAAAGAAUUUAUGGCACGUCUGCCUGAUCCAGCCACUUCUGGACUCAAGUUUGCAGAUGAACUGAAAUUUUUUUGUCAAGAGUGUAAGCCAACUCUGCUACAACUAAGACGCCUUCUCUUUUUCAAAAUGGGUCUAAGUGACUGGUCAAAAUUAUCUGACACAUUCCCCACAAGCACAGCAAGUCCAGCUCAUCCUGACUGGGAACAUGACGAAAAUAUGGCAUACAGGGAGGCCAUAAGAGCCUUGUGUGAUGCUGUGAAAGCAGCAUUUCCAGCCAAGGUAGACGCUGCAAAAAUAGUAAAUUGCAGACAAGGCCGAGAUGAAACAGUAGAGCAGUACUAUGACAGACUCUUUGAAAUAUUUAACACCUACAGUGGCCUGGAGCAGCCAACUCAACUGGGAAUCACCCCAGGUAUGUGGGAAUAUCUCCUCUGUAACACUUUCCUCAACGGCCUAGACCCAAACAUUGCUGCCGACAUCAAGAAAUCCUGCAUUUCAUGGCAAGAGGGAUGCCUGUCUGACGUUAAACGACAUGCAAUUCAUGCUGAAAAACAACGAGAACUCCAACGGGAAAAGCAAAAACAGCAAAGAGAAGAUGAGCUCUACAAGGCAGCCAUGGACUUGUAUCGAAACUCGACUGGAAGAUGCCCAGGCUGGAGAGGCAGGAGAGGUCCACAGCUCAAAGCAGAUUGAGGGACGGAGGAGACGGGGAAAGGGCCAGAGGUAACUUGGCGCGGCGCGGGGGAGACAAAGACAGGAGGUAACACAGACACACACAUACUGUAUAUGCUUUCGCCUAGCAGUGAAGAGCGGCUUCGGCUACUGCAACAUGCUAUGUAAUCUAUACAGAAAAAAAACACUUCCAUCAGUAUGUAAUGUUGCUGGUCUAGAGGCUAUCACUCUGUUAUUCACUGUAUUAGAGGACUAUUGUAAAGCUAUUGAUAGAUCUGUUUCUCUUAAAAUGAACAUGCAACUUUGUUUGAAUGACUGUGAUUCUCAUUCCUCAGAUGAUGACACCACCCAUGUGUAAAUACUCCUCCCAGCUUGCUACGACCAUAGAGAUGCCUGUGUCUCACAAAAACAGCAUUUAGCUUUCCCCCAUUUACUUAUCAAUGAUGUGUUUUGAAGCUGUGUGAAUUAAUGCAUCUGAUGAUUGUCAGUGGGUUUGUACGUGUAUUUUAAAAUUAUAGACGUGUGAAAUACUUUUUCUUUUCUUAUAUUUCUUCUAUGAAUGAGCUAUGUGUGAUUUUUUUUUCUCUUUCUCAUGGUCUUUUCUCUGUUUUUCCUUGUUGUGGUUACCUCCCUAUCCUGAGUGGAACAGGGUGACACUAGUUUCUGAUAAAUACGCCGCUCAUGUGUAAUAUUUUGAUUUUCACUCUGCAGACUGCUGUGAACUGACCUUCUUUGCAAAGAAUAAAACUAUUAAAAGACAGAUUAAAUCUCAAGUCUGU
Messenger RNA from Larimichthys crocea (large yellow croaker), 2630 nucleotides. RefSeq lists its product as uncharacterized. The transcript has 2 exons. Bases 388 to 1872 code for a protein of 494 amino acids. Lineage: Eukaryota; Metazoa; Chordata; Actinopteri; Sciaenidae. The record is from RefSeq and is a predicted model, not a curated record.